Messenger RNA from Mya arenaria, 3263 nucleotides. Its product is annotated as regulator of G-protein signaling 6-like. The transcript is spliced from 9 exons. Bases 220 to 2127 code for a protein of 635 amino acids. Gene Ontology annotation, biological process: G protein-coupled receptor signaling pathway; intracellular signal transduction; regulation of G protein-coupled receptor signaling pathway. The record is from RefSeq and is a predicted model, not a curated record. NCBI's taxonomy places the organism in Eukaryota, Metazoa, Mollusca, Bivalvia, Myida, Myidae.
UAAAUUUCAAAGCAAUACUAAGAUAUUUGUACAAUUAUCAGACUUUGAACUGUAUAAAUAUUACAUAAUGCUUCUGAAAAUAUGGAUACAAUGCUGAUUUAUGUUUUUGAGCAGAAAAUUAACUGAUGGCAUCAUGGUAUGGUCAGAAAAUGUGUAAAACAGAAAGAGUUUUAACAAGGAUGUUAAUGAUGUGUAAAAUAGAGCUUUCCUGCUAGAGUAAUGGGAGGCCUGAGUUGUGUUGCUAAAAAGCAAGAAGAUGAAGUUGGUCCUGAGGUGGCGGGUGGGGAAUCUUCAGAAUACACCCUUCUGAAAGAGAGACGGGAAUCCCAGAAACCUUGGAACAGGAACAGUACACAUAUCUAUUGCGGUGAAAGGAAAAAUAAACCAGAUGAAGACAAGCCUCCAGAUGAUCAGGAUGGUGCAACCUGUGAUCAGGAUAAAGACUCUAACAAAACGGAAGAAAGCGUGUUAAUAAAUGGUGACGUGGGUGGGGUCAGUAUUAAGUCAGAUGAAAUAGUUUCAUAUAAAGCUGCUGGGAGAACAGAAAACAUUACUAAUGAAAGUUCGUCUGACUCUGAUGACACUGAUAAUGAAUCGAAGGAUUCUGUACCAGACAUUCAUGGUUCAACCUCACCAAUCAGAUUCAACCCACCUCCACACAUUGCUCCAUUCAACCCAAAAUAUCUACGGCGGCCAAGAAGCCUUGAUUCUGCUGAAAACUUUAAACCAAAAUCAAAGUCAAGACCCCUCAGUUAUAGUCCUGGAUUACUUAAGACAAAGCAUCCACGCAGCUUACAUUGUAUAACAGAGCAAGUUAUCGCAGAAACUAAGCAAAGGCCAAGACAAAGGCCACAGAGUAUGGACAUGUCUGCUUUCUUUGAAGUGAAAGGAUUCGAUAUCCAUACACAGAAACUUAGGAGAUUAUUGACCCAGAAAACUCCAAAACGAAGUAGAGCAGAAAAGCAACAACACUUCAGUAAUGCCUUAUUGCCAUUACAGGUGGAGCCUGGGCAGGUGAAGUUCCUGGAGGAAGGUCCUAGCCGCUGCUUCCAGCCCAGUCAGAUGCUACAGCGCAAACGCAAAAACAGGGAGCUUGUAGUCAAGGAAGUGAAUUACUUGAGAAAAGCCAUGACAAGGCCGAGGAUGAAGUUUUCUAAGUCAUUAGAUAUAUUUAUCAAGAACUGUGAGCAGUACAUGAAAUACGACCCGCUACACAAUGAAAAAGCAGCCCAGCCCAGUAACCCCUGGAUCUCUGAGGAUGAAGUAAUGUGGGACAUUAACAGGAGAAUAGUGGAAAUCCCGACAGAAAUGCGUAUCCGGAUGUGGGCCCUGAGAUUUGAGGCUCUGCUUCAGGACGCAACAGGAUGUUUGGAGUUUGAACAUUUCCUGAAGAAGGAGUACAGCCUGGAGAAUAUCCGCUUCUACAAGGCUUGCAAGGAGCUAAUUGUCUGCCCCAACAGCGACGUUGCUCGCUGGAAGGCCGAGAUUGAAAGGGAGUUUCUGACCCCUGGGGCGCCAUGUGAGGUGAACAUUGACUGUAAGACCCUGGAACAGGUGCUUAAACAACUUCACAGUGACAAUGACGUCUCCUGCAAAUCCAGGUUCAUAUUCCAGCCCGCGAUGGAGCAUGUGUAUGGGCUGAUGAAGAAGGACAGCUACACACGCUUUAUCCGCUCUGACCAGUAUAAACAACUCCUCGAGAAGUCACAGACAGUCUUUGCUAAGAAAAGGUUUUUCAACUUUGGGAGCAAUCGAAAGAAAACGACAGCCCCUAGUCCCCAGGUCCGGAGGCGGGGUAGCGUGUCAAGUGAUGGGGGUAUCGAGGCAGAGAUUGGUGGGGCAUCUUAUCACUCUUACAGCACUGGAAACUUGAAGGAGCUUGAAGAUAAACCCAAGCAUGCCCUCAGGCAGACAAAUUCUCCAUCUUUAAGGAGACGCACAGAGAAUGUUGAGAGCAAACUGAUUGGGGGCAUGGACCCUCGUCGCCGUAGCAACCUUGAGGUGCCCAGGGCAUCUUACAAUGCCACAGGGACGGAUGCUUCUAGGAAAUCUGAAGCCCUGGCUCCAUGCAUUGCCCUGAAUGUGCCCCGCACCAACAUCGUAACACCAUGGGAGGGGGAUACAUAAGCCAAUACUGGCUUGUUGCCCUCUCCUUAGAGAUCAAGGCAGUCAUGGUGAUCAAACAUGAGCGGGCUUCAAACUUUUGAUAACAGAAAGGAAUAUGUUGUUUUGUUAAGUUUUCAGCUUGAAAUUGUUAAUCAAAGAAUCCUUUUAUUUCUCCUUUCGCCUACAGUCUAAAGAAAUGAUACUUGAAGUAGGUUGAUGAAUACUUUGUUUGAAACAGAGUAUGUUAUGGUUCUUCUUGAAAAGUGAUCAUUGUUAAAUUUUUAAGUGUGUGAGUUCAUUUUCUUAGAUCCCAUGUUUUUGAUUGAUAAAUACUUGCAGUUUUUAACAUCUUUAUACAAAAAGUCUUAGUUGAAGUUGGUGUCCGAGAAACAAAUUUGUCCGCAAUUAUACGUAACUACAUUAAAUAGCUGAUACUUCAUGUUGAAGAAACAGAAACCUUAUUACUGGUAUUCAUGAGAAGAUAAUUUGAUAAUGGUUUUUAGUAUUCUAAUUGUCAUCAAUUUGUGAGUUUACUCAUUUUUAGCUCAUCUGUUUUUUAAAUCGGUAUUGUCAUAGCCUUGGCAACUGCAUUGUUAUGCAAAAAAUUAAACAUUGGCCGUAUCUCAAAAGCUUUUAAGAUAUUCAAAUGAAACUUGGAAGACAUGUUUCCAGAGACAGAACUUGUAUCACAUGUUUCCAGAGACAGAACGUGUAUCACAUGUUUCCAGAGACAGAACUUGUAUCACAUGUUUCCAGAGACAGAACUUGUAUCACAUGUUUCCAGAGACAGAACGUGUAUCACAUGUUUCCAGAGACAGAACUUGUAUCACAUGUUUCCAGAGACAGAACGUGUAUCACAUGUUUCCAGAGACAGAACUUGUAUCACAUGUUUCCAGAGACAGAACUUGUAUCACAUGUUUCCAGAGACAGAACUUGUAUCACAUGUUUCCAGAGACAGAACUUGUAUCACAUGUUUCCAGAGACAGAACGUGUAUCACAUGUUUCCAGAGACAGAACUUGUAUCACAUGUUUCCAGAGACAGAACGUGUAUCACAUGUUUCCAGAGACAGAACGUGUAUCACAUGUUUCCAGAGACAGAACUUGUAUCACAUGUUUCCAGAGACAGAACGUGUAUCACAUGUUUCCAGAGACAGAAC